This is a messenger RNA of Haplochromis burtoni (Burton's mouthbrooder), 1910 nucleotides long. RefSeq lists its product as uncharacterized. The record is from RefSeq and is a predicted model, not a curated record. Gene Ontology annotation, molecular function: zinc ion binding; nucleic acid binding. NCBI's taxonomy places the organism in Eukaryota, Metazoa, Chordata, Actinopteri, Cichliformes, Cichlidae.
GGGAAUUGCUGUCUUGUGUGUGACUGGGUGCAGUAAGGAGUGUAUGUGAUGUGUGUGUGAGCAUGCGCGUGAAGGAAACGCGGGGAGCGAAAGAGGGAAAAGAGAGUGAGAGAGUGUGUCAUGGGUAGAGAGGGCGACCGGGAGCAGCGUUCUAAUGGGCUACAGGCUAUGCAGUGUGUUUUCGAAGUGUGCAGUACUGUUAUUAAAAGCCUCAUCUCUUCAGUACUCUCCGGUGCCUCGGCUGAUUUCUGUCUGCCUCACUACUCCACAAAAGUGAAGGGAGUUAACCCCGAAGGAGGACAAACUUCGGCCCUGGAGGAAGCAUCUCCCCUCGUGUCUCCCGACCACGGUCAGGGGACUGACGGCGAGGAAUGGUUAACACUGGCGACCACGAAGGGACCCUCUCACGUUGUUAAAGAAGUGGUGAGCACAGAGAAAAACCGACAGGCUAAAGCGGCUAACGAUAAAGCCGAGUGACUGUAAUUACAAGUGUAUUAGCCCGCAGCUAAGCUAACUCGCGAUGGCCGCUGCUCGCCAUUCUCGUGAAAAGUACGGACUUGAGACCAAUUACUCCAACCCCUUCAUAUCGCUGACCAGUGUCUCCGAGAGUGCCGCGAGCAUUAGGGAAGCUAACAGAGACAGAGCUGUGACUAAAUGUGAACAUAUGAACCCAUUCCUGUGUGCCGAAAGUUGUGCUAACACACACGCUAAUGGAGAGGGUGUAUUCGCGCCGCCCGAUGGUCCUGCCCGGCCGCAGUUUUCCCGCACGAAUCCCUUCGUUGAUGCUGAAUGCCGCAGCUACGGCCGUGAGAGAAACACAGGCAGCAGCAUGAACUAUUAUCCAGCUCCUACUCCCCAAAUGAAAAUCCACUAUCCAGACUCAAACCCAUUUUCCUCCGCUCACAUGGACAGUUUUGUACACAGCACACCGGCUCAGUUUAACGCAAUGUUAAAUACACCCAUGCAAUGUAUGCCUUCCAGUAGCCUUAAUGAAGCCAUUAGCUAUGGGGAAAUCACUGCACAGCAUAAACCCCGCUCGAAACCAGGCAAGACCCGCUGUGUGCCCCGUCAGCCCCCAUCUGACAGUGAAGAGGACGGUGACACUAGAGAGAGAGUCCCCACCCUACGUCCGGGCCAAUAUGACGGCACCACACCGUGGAAGGAAUUUCUGCACAGGUUUGAGAGCUGCGCUGAAGCCAACUAUUGGUCAGAAAAAACAAUGACAACUCAGCUUAAAUUCUGCCUAGUUGGAGCAGCAGGGGCCAUUAUCCACAGAAAUCCCCGCUCAUCCAAAUGGGAUUACCGCCGCCUGGUGGACGAACUGGAAACUGCAUAUGGCCCUUCUUCUGACCAUGCAGCUGCUGUUGCUGUAGAACUGAGGCAGCGAGUGCGUAAACCUGGUGAGGCCCUGCAUGUUUUCAGAGAUGACAUUUAUGGGAAAGUGGCUGUUGCAUAUGGUAAUAGAGCAGAGAUUGAACAAGACUCUAUAGCUGUUGAAGUUUUCACCAAUGGGCUGGGUGAUGCAGAAAUAGUACAGAAGUUGCUAGAGAGGCACCCAGCCACACUUGCCUGUGCAUACGAAAUAGCCCACCGACACGAAACCACUAAAAGGGCUGCAUCUUAUGUAACCAGUGCCAUGCAGCAAGGAGCCCGUAACGCAGCUGAACGCCGGCCCCGAGCUGCCGUCGUCAGAGAAAAAGACAGAGAUGAGACUGUUGCUGAGCAUGCACCUGCAGCUAGCCCCUCACCGAAUCGUUUUGUCCCACACACACCCUCGACAACACCGAACAAUCACAGAAAUUUUAAAAGGAGUGGGGUUCGCUGCCAUAACUGUCAAGGUUGGGGCCAUGUCCAAAAGCAGUGCCCUUCCCCUCACAAAACCACCAAGGCCUUAACAUUGAACAGUAGCC